ACCUUGUAUUAAGACACUCAAGGGGAAUCUCUGGUGAGUCUUGAGAAAGUUUCUUGCACCUAGAUUCUUUUAAGUAUUUAAAGAUGUAAACUUCCGUAACUUUCACUCAACCAAGAGCAUAGAAAACUUGUCAAAAACCUGCCUACCAUGUUCAGAAGCUUCCAAUCUUCAUCCAUGAAUGAGCAGGUAUAUUGCCCUUUUGAACCAAAGAAUAUGUACCUCCUUCAGAAUCUGCAUAACCCAGAAACAAUUCUCAACAUCCAAACCAAUAAACCAAAGCUAACAACCAUCCAAAAGAAUUUUUCUGAUGAAUGGUUGAUGGGAGAACCACUUCAAAUACAAGAAAAUGAAGAGAACACAGUUUCUUCUACAGAAUAUACCUAUGGUUCUGAUGAUUUGCAAGAUAUGGAGUGUAAAAGUACCUUGGUUGAUCUGCUACUGAAAGGAGCUGGGGCAGUUGAAGCUUCAGACUGGGCACUUGCUUCUAGCAUCAUCAGCAAAAUAAGUAGCAUCCUUUUGAAUAUAAAAGGUGAGUACACUACAUUCAGUGACAUAGUCUUUUAUUUAACUCAGGGCCUUCAUUAUAAAUGCCAAAAUGCACCCCAAAGUCAUUUGUUCCAUGAGCUUGUUCCUACACAGAAGGAGCCCAUGUCUGCCUUCCAGAUGCUCCAAGAGCUCUCUCCUUACCUGAAAAUUUCACAGUUCAUUGCAAACCAAGCAAUCCUUGAGGCAACCCAAGGAGAAGAUGAGGUUCAUGUUAUUGACCUCGACAUCAUGGAAGGAAUUCAAUGGCCUCCUUUAAUGGCAGAUCUUGCACAAAGAAAGGAGGUUUCUUUCAGAAUAACUGCAAUUGUUUUGGACCCUCAAAAUGCUGAUACCAUUCAACAGACAGGCAGAAGAUUGACAGAGUUUGCAGAAUCUAUUAACCUGACUUUCAGGUUUGAUAAAAUGAUCCUCAGAGAAGAAGAUGAUUUCAACAGUAUUGAUGUUAAUCAAGCAGUAAUAGCAAACUGCAUGGUGCAUCAACUUCACAUGAACAGCAGAAACUUUUCAUUUGUUGGGACUUUCUUGAAAGGUGUAAGAAAGCUGUCAAUAAAGAUGGUAACUUUGGUUGAGGAAGAACUCUUCAAUUUUGCUAAAGUUUCAUCUUUAUCAUUGGUAGAGUUUUUCUCUGAGGCUAUUCAACACUAUACCGCUUUUUCUGAUUCAUUAGCUCAUAACUCUACAAGUGCAGGAUUCAGAUUGUUUGCAAAGGAUAUCCUGGGGCUAAGGGUAUUAGAUUGUGUGAAGAAUUUUCCUAUCAACCAGGAAGAAAAGCUAUUAUGGUACCACAGAUUUUCUUCCUUGCAGGAUUUUAAACCAGUUCCCAUAAGUGCUCACAACAUUUCUCAAGCCAAGUUAUUAGUAAGUCUCUAUGGUAGGAGCUACUGGGUGGGACAUGAGAACUGCAGGUUGUCUUUAUAUUGGGAAACAAGGCCUCUAGUGACAGCCACAAUAUGGAGUCCUAACAGAGGGUAAGACCAUGGCCAUGGGUAUGACGAUUAAUGUUGUCUUCAGAAUUUCCCACUACAAAUAGCAAAAACUACAAAUUAUAGAUGUAACAAGUAACUUUCUAGCUAUAUCAUUUCCACUGGAGUGUACAAAACUGCUUCUCUUGGCAAAUAAAGUGCGUAUACCCAU
Molecule: messenger RNA, 1680 nt
Organism: Rubroshorea leprosula
Lineage: Eukaryota; Viridiplantae; Streptophyta; Magnoliopsida; Malvales; Dipterocarpaceae
Source: the annotation of a GenBank genome assembly